UAUUAUUUAUAAGACUGACUCUUUAUUUUAGUCAGAAUUCAUUCAUUGAGACAAUCUUAAUCUCGCCUGAAUCUGUUAUUUUCUAGUCCUUUAAGAAUCAGCGGUGUUUGAAGGGUGAAACUGUCAUGUCUACCAGAUCAGGAAAUAUCACAGCAGCAGUGAUCCUCAUAUUACUGACAGGAGUUCAGGCUCAGCACAGUGUAACUCUCUCCUCUCAGAGUCUCUGUGCUGUUACUGGAUCUGCAGUAAAAAUCUCCUGUAAAUAUACAACAGCUAAUUCCUCCAGAGUCAGAGAGAGAGAGUGGUAUCAGCUCCAGAGCUCUGAUGGAGAAGAACGAGUCCUGAGUAAAGAUCCUCAAUACUCAGCACGAGUUUCUGUAAGAACAGAGCAGAAUGACUGUGAUCUGACAGUGUGGGAUGUGAGACUGAGAGACUCUGGAGUUUAUAACUUCAGAUUCAGAACAUCAAGCAGUGACUGGAUAUCAGCUUCAUCUGGAGUUAAUCUGACUGUUACAGAGUUGCAGGUGGAUGUGGAUCGUGAAACUGCAGGACAGAGAAAGGUGAAACUGACCUGUAGUUCCACCUGCAGCUUCGGCAACAAUCUGUUCUACUACUGGUUCAGAAAUGGACAAUACACAGCAUCACAUGAAGCCUCUGUUGUGCUAGACUCCACUCAUUCAUCUGAUGAGGGCAGCUACUCCUGUAGGGUGUCUGACAGCUGGCACCGCUCUCCUGCAGUGUGUAUUUCUGCUAAUUCAAAUCAGAAGAGCUGCUGGAGUGUGACUUACUCCCCUAAAGCUAUCUGUGCUCUGAUUGGCUCAUCAGUGGACAUCCGCAGUUACUACACCUUCCCUGAUAAUCAGGUCACUAAAUCAGUGUGGUUCAUUAAAGAGCAGGCUGGUGCUGAGCCUGUGGAUGUGAGAGAGGAUGAGGAGUAUCAGGGACGAGUGCAGUACGGACAGAGCUUCCAGAAUGACUGUAGCAUGAGAAUCACUCACCUGAGAGAGAGAGACGCUCAAACAUACAGAUUCAGAUUCUACACUGAUGGAGGUGAAUACACUGGAGAACCUGGAGUCACUCUGUCUGUCACAGAUCUGAAGGUUACAGUGUCAGACACAGACAGUGGAGGAAAGAAACUGAGCUGUAACAGCACCUGCACUCUGCCUAACUACCACACUUACAUCUGGUACAAGAAUGGGCAGCCUGUGUCUGACCAGUCCCUAAACAGUACAGGACUGUAUCUGUAUGUCAGUGCUGUGGGUGCAGACCGCUACUCCUGUGCUGUAGCAUAUGAGAAGCUCCGCUCUCCUGCUGUCUACUCUCCUAGAAACACUAGUGUGGUGAUCAUUCCCUCUGGAGAGAAAGUGGAGGGAGAUUCAGUGACUCUGAGCUGCAUCAGUGAUGCAAACCCUCCUGUUCUCAUCUACUCCUGGUUUAAUCAGAGAGCAGCUGCAGACGCACCACUGACAACAGGCCAGAAUUACACCAUCACCAACAUCAGCUCCCAGCACAGUGGACUCUACUACUGCACCGCUCACAACCAGCUAGGACAGCAGAGCUCAACACCCACCCGUCUGAAUGUGUUACUUGCAGAUUACACAGCCGUGAAAUAUGCAGCUUUUGGGGUCACUGUGGUUCUGCUUCUGAUAUUCAUCACUAUCUGUCUGUGCAUGAGGAGACGAGCAGCAGCUUCCAGCAGCAGGAGUGAAGAGGACAGCAGAAAUGUGACUUUUACUGAGUAUGCCUCUGUUCCUGUGUAUGAUCAAGUCUCAGACCUGGCCAUGACCUCUGACCCCACAAAGACAGCAGCCUCAGAUGAUCGGGAUGAAGUUCAGUACUCCAGCAUUCAGUUCACACGCUCUCACGCACAGGAAGUGCCUCUCUACUCUACUGUCCAUCGGUCAGGCGCUCUUAAACAAGAAGAGGAAGUAGAGUACAGCACAGUGAAACUCUCCAAACCAAGAGCUGUUCAGUAG
This is a messenger RNA of Colossoma macropomum (tambaqui), 1976 nucleotides long. Its product is annotated as sialic acid-binding Ig-like lectin 12. The coding region runs from base 126 to 1976 and encodes 616 amino acids. The transcript has 9 exons. Lineage: Eukaryota; Metazoa; Chordata; Actinopteri; Characiformes; Serrasalmidae. The record is from RefSeq and is a predicted model, not a curated record.